AUGAACAGCUCGGAAGAAAUGGCAAGUUCCUCUGGCUCCUGGCUCUCUGGAGGCCUCAUCACACUGCUCUUCCUUCAACUGCCGGUGCAGGGGUCAGGUAGGAGCGACGCCAGCAAGUUCCACGUCGCCCCACUAGGGGGCACAGCCGAGCUACUCUGCCCACUCUCGCUCUGGCCCGCCAUAGUGCCCACCGAGGUGAAGUGGCUGCGGUCCCCACACCCCCAGCUGUCCCAGGCUGUUCACGUGUUCCGGAAUGGGAAAGACUGGGAUGAAGGUGUGAUGCCGGAAUAUAAAGGGAGGACUGCGCUGGUGAGAGACGCCCGAGAGGGAAAUGUCAUUCUGAAGAUCCGCGACAUCCGCCUUGAGGACAGAGGGCAGUACCGUUGUCAGGUCCAGAUCGGAAAUCUGAGUCGAGAGGGCAACGUGACCCUGCAAGUUGCAGGCCUGUCUUCAGGGAGCAUCUCUUCCUCCACAGUGGCUCUUGCUGUGGUUCUGCCUAUCCUGGGCCUUCUCAUCAUGGCAGGCCUUUGCCUCAUCUGGAAGCAAAGAAGAUCAAAAGAGAAGCUUCUUUAUGAACAGGUGAUGGAGGUAGAAAAUCUUCUCUCCAAUCAUGCUAAAGAAAAAGGAAGACUUCACAGUGCACUCAAGCAACACCGGAGUGAACUGAAGUUAAAAAGAGCGGCAGCAAACUCAGGCUGGAGAAGAGCCCGUCUUCACUUCUUGGCUGUGACCCUGGAUCCUGACACAGCGCAUCCAAAACUCAUCCUGUCUGAGGACCUGAGAUGUGUGAGGCUCGGAGACAGAAGGCAACCUGUGCCGGACAACCCACAGAGAUUUGAUUUUGUCGUCAGCGUCCUGGGCUCCGAGUCCUUCACGACCGGCUGUCAUUACUGGGAGGUGUAUGUGGGCGAUAAAACCAAGUGGAUCCUUGGGGUGUGUAGUGAGUCAGUGAGCAGGAAGGGGAAGGUCACUGCCUCGCCCUCCAACGGACACUGGCUUGUGCGGCAGAGUCAUGGGAAUCAGUAUGAAGCUCUCACAUCCCCGCAGACCUCUUUCCGCCUGAAAGAGGCACCACAGUGCGUGGGGAUUUUCCUGGACUACGAAGCAGGAGUGCUCUCCUUCUUCAACGUGACUGACAAAUCUCACAUGUUUACUUUCACCCACAGUUUCUCUGGCCCUCUUCGCCCUUUCUUUGAACCUUGCCUUCAUGACGAAGGGAAAAACAUAGCACCUCUCGUCAUAUGUUCAGAACUCCAGGAAGCUGAGCAACCAAAAGGAAAAAGCCAUGCUAAUGGAGACGUGUCCCUAAAGGUGGACUCUUCCUUACUCUCCCCCCAGGCACCAGAGCAUUCAACACUCAGAGAUAUGAUGCUGUCCUGGCCCUCUGACCUGCGUCCCGCUCUUCAGGGGUUCAGGGCACCUUCCUUUUAG
Molecule: messenger RNA, 1431 nt
Organism: Chrysochloris asiatica (Cape golden mole)
Lineage: Eukaryota; Metazoa; Chordata; Mammalia; Afrosoricida; Chrysochloridae
Gene: ERMAP
Product: erythroblast membrane-associated protein (Scianna blood group)
Exons: 11
Coding region: 1-1431 (476 amino acids)
Molecular function (GO): protein binding
Source: RefSeq, a predicted model, not a curated record